AUGAAAUCCACCAUCACCCAAUCCCUUGCAAGCUUGAUCCUGCUUCUGUUGAUCAGCUGCGGGUUUGCCCUCUGUCAAGUCGGAACAGGGUACGAUGCAAUGUGUGAGAAGCAUAAUCCGCCGAUGCUUCCAUAUUGUUUUGAUUAUUACAAAUUCUUAUCUAUCACUAAACAAAGCUUCCCUGAUCGCAACCUCCUCCACUCAGCGGGCACGUUUCCUUCGACGGAGCGAACAGCCGACUGGGAAUUUUCACGCGGCCGGCCACUUUUCGCCUGCCCUAUAGGUCAAUGGACGCUCUGUUGUCAGCGCAGGAAUGGCCAUGCUUUACUCAAAACCUGCGACAAUGCGCCUAAGGCUACAGGCACUUAAAUCCUUCCCCAAUCUUUCACAACUCGGUUUUCGUCAGCUCUAAAUGGCGACUCCGAAGCCCGGAUCCAACAACCCUUGUAAAUGUAAUUUCACCAUAGCUUAAUCGUGGUUUUGUUAUGAAAGCUAGGUCCAGGAUUUUUACAAUAAUAGCUGGU
Molecule: messenger RNA, 524 nt
Organism: Puccinia graminis f. sp. tritici CRL 75-36-700-3
Lineage: Eukaryota; Fungi; Basidiomycota; Pucciniomycetes; Pucciniales; Pucciniaceae
Exons: 3
Coding region: 1-369 (122 amino acids)
Source: RefSeq, a predicted model, not a curated record